Messenger RNA from Morone saxatilis (striped sea-bass), 4901 nucleotides. RefSeq names its product cyclin J-like (gene ccnjl). The coding region runs from base 172 to 1446 and encodes 424 amino acids. Gene Ontology annotation, cellular component: cytoplasm; nucleus; cyclin-dependent protein kinase holoenzyme complex. Gene Ontology annotation, molecular function: cyclin-dependent protein serine/threonine kinase regulator activity. The transcript is spliced from 6 exons. NCBI's taxonomy places the organism in Eukaryota, Metazoa, Chordata, Actinopteri, Moronidae. The record is from RefSeq and is a predicted model, not a curated record. Gene Ontology annotation, biological process: mitotic cell cycle phase transition; regulation of cyclin-dependent protein serine/threonine kinase activity.
GUUGUGUUUUCGCCGGGGAGAGAAAAAAAUUUAAAAAAAGGAGGUAUUUUUUUCUUCAAAGUUGAGCCGAAGAGGAGUUCUCUCGUUCAGGAUGUCGGACUGAGACAAAGGGGUCUGGGGGGCAUUCCCGUCGGAGCGCAGGUAAAACUUGAUUCUUGAAGUCUCCUCUGGAUGGGAAAGAUGGAAAGGGAGUUGCAAUGGUGGAAAGGACAGCUGGCUGCAGAUAUCCAUCAAUCCCUCCGCAUCAAGGAGCUGAAGCUACCGGUUUACCGGGCCCACUCUCCACAGAUUGGUAUGCGCCGGUACUUUGCAGACUUGUUGGCCAUCCUGAGUAAUCGCUACCAGCUAUGUCCUACAGCGCGACACCUCGCCGUCUACCUGCUGGACUUGUUCAUGGACCACUAUGAUGUAGCUGUUAAGCAGCUCUAUGUCAUCGCCCUCUCCUGUCUGCUCCUAGCAAGUAAAUUUGAGGAGAAGGAGGACCGGGUUCCCAAACUGGAGCAGCUAAACUCACUGGGAUUCAUGUGCAGCCUGAACCUGGUUCUCAACAAGAAGGAUCUGAUCAAAAUGGAGCUCCUGCUGCUGGAGACCUUUGGCUGGAAUCUGUGCAUGCCAACACCCGCCCAUUUCAUUGACUACUACCUCCAUGCCUCAGUGCAGGAGGGCGACCUAUACAACGGCUGGCCGCUCUCCUCCCUCUCUAAGACCAAGGCUUUCAUGGAGAAAUACACUCACUACUUUCUGGAGGUCUCAUUGCAAGACCACGCCUUCCUGAGUUUCCGACCAUCGCAGGUUGCUGCUGCGUGUGUGGCUGCAUCUCGUAUUUGCCUUCAGAUUUCCCCAAGCUGGACGACUGCUCUGCAUUUACUAACAGGCUACACCUGGGACCACCUCACCCAGUGCAUUGAACUCAUGCUGCUUGCUCAUGAUAACGAUGUUAAGGAGGCCAACAAGACCAAAUCCACUCCUCCUCACCGACCCUCGUCUCUGCAGUCUCAGCCCCAGACCUCUCACCUCUCUCCGCUGUCAGCCAUCCAGAGACCAGCCUCCUCCUCCUCUUCCUCCACCUCCUCGACACCACAGCUGCUCUUUCAGCCGGAUGGCUUCCCACACAUUUCCCAGCAUUCCCCAUCCCUGUCCCAGCUGCAAGCGUUAGCCGACUCCCAGGCUUUGGGGCCUGUGGUAAACAUGUCUCAGGACUUCCUUCAGAGCCACAGGAUGGGUCUCCUCACUGGGGCUCCUUCCAUGACUCCUGGGGGUGGGUUCCCCUCCUACCCAAGCCUGACCUCUGGUCUCCAGCCGGGAGCUCGAGCUCUGCCGCUCCAGGGCCCCAUUUCUGUGCAAAUGGCCCUUGCUGGGGAGCCGCGCCAUUGUCUGAGUAUGGCCUAUAGCGGAGGCUACCUGGGGGCUCAUCACACUUUCACAGCUGGCUGCUUUGACAGGUGACGCCAGGAGACGGAGAGGGAACACAAACCCCUGCGGGAGUGCACUGCUAUAAUGCAGGCGCAAAUCCCUACCCCGAAAUAUCCCUUUUCAGACCUCCUCUCUCUCUCCGUCAGCUCCGCAACACCAUCAGCUUGUCCAGCGCCCUCGUCCGUCUCACAGAGACGACUCAAACGUAAGCAGAGGUCCAAAGGCAAGACAGACCCGGUGGAAGUCAUCACACUGACGUGACAAAAGCUCCACAGACUCGUAUAAAAUACUGAGGCAUUGCAAAAAUGUUAUUGCCAUAUUCUGAACUGGUUUUACAAAGCUGUAUUAUCAUGAGACUGUCAUCACUGUGAAUGAGAUGAAAGCAGCAGUGUGAUUUAACACCCACCUCAUUCAGUGCCUGUUCUCAGUCGUGUGAUAGCUGAGCCAAUUUUAGAAGUGCACAGAACACAAAGUAUCUGUGAUAAGGAUAUCUUGCUGCUUGACAUAUUUCUUUUUUUAUUUCGAAUCCCAAAAAUUUUACACAUUUUAGAGAUGAAAAUUUGGCUGGUUGUUAUUUCCUAGGCCACCAUUUGACAGAGAUAGAAGAAAAAGAGGAUUUGACAGGAAGUAGAAGAAGAAGAAGCUGUUGUAGGUCAGUGAAAUUUUCCAUUGUCUCCUGAAAGUCAACGAUUGAUCUAACUCCUGUACUCUCUGCUGGACCUGAAGGGCCCCUCUGGGAAUUCCUCACCACAUAAGCUCUCAGAGGGGACGAAGAAUUCAUUGUUUUGAGCACAGCAGGCGAAGUCCGCAGCUCGAACACGCCUGCAGUGUUUGGUUUUAUUUUUCUUUCCCCCCUCUCUCUCUCUCUGUCCUGGUCAUCUCUUCUCUCCCAUCUCCAAAGUCGAGCCUUGUGGCAGAGCCGUCACAAACCCGGGUGAAAACGUGACCCUUUGGCUUUGAAGAACUAAAGUUUUAAUUUCAGUGUCUCCGGCACCACUCAAAGAAUUUAUCACAAACUGAUGUGACUGGACCAGCGUGGUGAAGGAGACGCGGACGUCGGUUGUGUAUUGUACAUAUGAAUUGCUGCUGCCUUCUUAUGAACUGUUGGUUCUGUGUCUGUGUUAAUGACUCCAAUGUUUACAUGAACCACUAAGUAUCAGGGACUUGAUCAAGAUUACUUGAAUAUGAUGCCAUUGAAACAUGCCAUAGCUUUUAUUUAUGAUCAAUUUGUUUUCAUGCUCUUGAUUUUUUUUUAAAUUUUAUUUCAUUUUUGUUUGAUGUAGUGUAGCUUUUUAUACCAACGUAGAAACAUACCAUUGAUUAAUUAUAGUGUUCCUUGUGUAGUGUUUCUUUGUGAAACUGUAUUUAGGCUCAGGUUUCAAGGCUGAAGCUAGCAGCCUUCCCAUUAUUCUGUGCUAUUAUGCUUUAAAGUGGAUGCUUAAUGCAGCAUCUGCAGGGGCUGGAAAAUUCCCUUUCUUCAUCACUGGACCGUAUUCUGCUUACAAGUCAGCAACUGAACGCACAAAACAGUCUGUUUGCAUCGCAGUGGAACAACCUCGUGGUCAUCGGUUUCUCGCACAAACAUCUGUAGUCAGUCGACGGUAAUUGCUUCCCAGAUUUCCAAAGCUGCAAUGCCCAAUCUUCCACUUCCUGUUCACGUAUAAACACAUCCAGAUUCCCAGUGUUGGUCACAAGGGUUGCCUACUGGUUGCCAUGGCGAUGCUGUGAACCCCAAGUUUUGUGAUGAUGACUGAAUUAUGACUGAAUUAGUGCUGCAACUAACAAGUAUUUUCAAAACUUCAAAAAUCAAUCUACUAAGCUGUAUUCACACUGCAAGCCCUAGCCCUCAUUUCUGAUGUAUUGAUUAGAUCUGAUCGCUUUCUUUUUAAAAAGGCCCAUAAGAUUCCAGUGUGAACAGGUCACAGUCCUGAAGUGAUCCAUAUGACUAACACACAGAGAGAGUGAAAUAUAUGGCACACUAAUUCUGAAACGACUGUUGAAUUUGAGGUCACAUUGCAAAUAAUCAGACCUGUAUCUGAUUUGGAUCACACAUUAUUAUGAAAGUGGACCAAAUCAGAAUUAAAAAGAUCAGAUUCGAUGUAAUUUGUGUUGUUCACACUGUGAUGAAAAAAAAAAAAAACUAUCUGAGGCCCAAAUCAGAUUUGGGACACUUGUGCCUGCAGUGUGAACAUAUGGUCCGUUUUUUUUUUUUUUUUAAAUGAUAGAAAAUAAUGAAAAAUGUGUGUUAUAAAUUCCCACAGCUCACAGUUUUAUAUUCAAAUGGCUUAUUUUACAUGACCAGCCGUCCAAAACCCAAAGAUAUUAAGUUCACUGUCAUUUAUGACAAUGGGAACUGGACAGAGAAUUUUGGGCAUAUUUGCAUCAAAAAUUACUAAAAUUAUUACUUUUCUGUCGGUCCGCUAAUCGAUUAGUCCACUAAUCAGUGCAGCUCUACUGUGUAGCCCAACUUCUGGGAUAAUGUUGACUCCACUGAAACUUAAUACUCACUCGGUGUUGUGGAAAAUCCGAAUGAUACGACGGUUGCCAUUUCUCACCUGAACCUCUUAUUCGUGCGUCAUUUGAAAGUUCUGACUGAAGACUUCAAACUGUUUUGCUUUGGACUUUGGACCAUCUUACCAUGUCGUGCCUCGUCCUCAGCAGCUUGAGCUGUGAACCUUAAAUUCAUAGUCGGCCAUGUUCUUUUUCUCAGAUAACACUACAUGAAGCCUUCUGAAACUGCAACUCUCAAACUAUUAUCACGAAUCACCAAAUGUUUUUGUUUUCCCGCCGCUGAAAAGGACGCGUUGAUGUGCAUCUCAGUGAUAUGAAGAUGCUUUUUUUGUUUUAACUUUGUCUGUACAGUUUUGUUAUAUUUUUUACAUUCCCUUUCAGCGUACUUUAGUUUAAGCUUUUUUUUGUGAUUCUCCUGAUGAAAGCUGUUGGUGUGAACUAGAUUUUUCUUUUAGAGUUCAACUUGCUCUUUUCCUCAUAAUUCAUGAGCAACUUCUCACUGAGGUGUCCAAGGUGCAAUAUGUUUUUUUUUUUCCCGUUUAAACUGACCACAGCCAUCACUGUCUUGUGUACACCACUGGUUCAUCUUUUGUAACUUAUUUUUGAUAAUUGUGUGAUUUGACUUGCUGUAGCUCGAUCCCCUCUAGAGGGCAGCGGGCUCUGAACACAAUGAAUAUGUUGCAUAUUGCAGCCACCUCCUUCUUUUGAGUGAUAUAGAUAUUACUGAACACUUUUGUCUUUUAGCUUUUUAGAGAUAUACCGUGCAUUUUUCCCUCCAGUGAAAGGUGCUGUCGUCACCCACACCAAACAACACUUUGUCUAAUGUGAUAGUAACGAAAUGACACCACAAACUUCCAAUUUAUAUUUUUGUAUUAUUUUGUACCAAUUUGUAGUCUUGGUUUAUGUGACACUGAAUGAUGGAAGGGAUUCUUUUUAUCAUAAUGUGCCAUGGAACAAUAAACACACAAGUGAACCGA